Molecule: messenger RNA, 1365 nt
Organism: Rhizophagus irregularis DAOM 181602=DAOM 197198
Lineage: Eukaryota; Fungi; Glomeromycota; Glomeromycetes; Glomerales; Glomeraceae
Source: RefSeq, a predicted model, not a curated record
AUGAGUACGUUGUGGGUGUGGCAGAAUUUAUAUAUUCCGAAGCGGUUCAUUGUACUCGGCCUUUGUGCACUUGCCAUUUUAAUAAAUUAUGCAGGUUAUAUAAGCACGCAGGUUUUGGGAGGAGCGUUUGCAGAUAGGUUUGGUGGAAAAUUGGUGCUUGGAGUUGCCGCUUUUGGUUGGACUACUUUUACUUUGUUCACUCCCAGUGCUGCCAAGCUAGGUUUGAGUUACCUUCUGUCAUGCCGAAUUCUACUUGGCAUUGCAGAAGGUGCUUGUAUUCCAUCUGCUUAUUCAUUAACUGCAUCUUGGGCUCCACAAGAAGAACGUUCUCGCACUGCUGCAAUUAUGUCAGCUUCAAUUAAUAUUGGUAAUAUAAUUGCUUUACCUGUAUCUACAUGGUUGGGAUCAGGCCCUUGGAGAUGGCAGAGUAUUUUUUGGGUAUUUGGAGUUAUUGGGCUUGUAUGGUCAUUGUUUUGGCAAAUUUAUGGUGGAAGCGAUCCAAGUACUUAUAAGGGAAUUUCAAAAGAAGAAUUAAAUUUAAUUUUAAAGAAUAAUCACAGCGUAAGUGGUAGAUCUGGUUACAUUAGUUUACCCACUAGCGAAGAAGAAGUAAUAAAUAGAAACAGUGAAAAUGUUAUUGAUAUUAUUGAAGACAACGAAGUUACCCAAGAUAAUAACACAGAAGAAAAUGUUGACGCAAAAAGUUCCAAUCCUUCACGUAUCCCAUGGAGGUUAAUUCUUUCUAGACGGGAAGUGUGGGCUAUACUUGUCGCGAAUGUUUUCAAUAAUUGGGGUUACUUUGUUUUCCUUAAUUGGCUUCCUACUUAUUAUCUUGAUCGUUUCAGAGUAGAUAUAAAACAUUUAGGAUAUUUUACAGUUCUUCCUUAUAUUGUUCAGGGUAUAUCUGUAUUAUUUGUUGGAACACUUGCUGACUAUAUGACAUGCAAAAUUAAAGUCCGUGUUGUCAUUGUAAGGAGAAUUGCUCAGAUAAUUAGUAGUUGGGGUUUUGCCACAUUCCUUUUAUUAGCGACAUAUGUAGCAAAGACCCCAUUACAAGGAAUUAUUCUUAUAUCUAUAGGAACUGGAUUAAAUUCUUUUUCAAUUGCAGGAGUUAAAAUUUCUCAGUUGGAUAUUGCUCCACGAUAUAGUGGUGUAAUUUUUGGUCUUGCUAAUUCUCUGGGUAUGAUCCCGGCAAUUUUAGGUGUAUCAUUAACGGGAUGGAUCUUAGAUGCUACGGGAAGAAACUGGAAUAUUAUAUGGAAUUCAAUUGCAAUUUCUUAUUUUAUGGAUGCUAUUAUAUUUUCAAUUUUGGUUGGGGAUAAAGUUGUUAUUGAAUAAAGCAUUACAGUGACACCUCUAUAAGUG